AUGGCCGACCGCCUCCUCUCCAGCCGCCGCAGUCGUGUCCGCCACUUAUUUGCGCGCCGGGACGAAAAGCCGGCGCGCUCUUCGAGCAACUUAAACGUCGACACGGACAACGACGAGCGCGACACAGACGGCGGCGCGCGCGACACUUUGCACGCCCACCCCAUGAGCCGCCCCGCCCCCGCCGCCGCCCCGGCGCCCUCGACGGUCGUCCUCGAGGGCCCUCUGAAGAAGCGCCUGGCCAAACGGCCCGUCGUCAUGCACGACCGCUACUGCGUCGCCGCCUACGAGACCGCCGCCCGCGACCGCUCGUGCGUCGUCGUGCGCAGCUACAAGAGCCGCCACGCGUACCACGCGCAGCCCGAGAAGCCCUCGAGCGCGCACGAGCUCCAGCGCGUGCGCGACUGGGACGGCAAGACGGGUUUCCACCGCCACGCGCACGCGUUCACGAUGGAGACGCGCGAGCGAAAGCUCUUCCAGUGCGUCGCCGCGAGCGCCGCCGACAAGCGCCAGUGGCUCGAGCUCCUACCGGCGCACGCGGCCUAUCAGCGCGCGCGCGACCGCCGGCGCAACAGCAUGAGCACAGCGGGGCCCGAGUCGCUGGCGGCGCACAAACCCCGGGCGGUGUCGCUGGCGGGGGGCGACUUUUCUGUCCACGACGGUGUAGGCGACCGAUCGCAAGGCCGCGACAGUUUGUUCCGCAGUACGGUCUCUGCUGCGUCGUCCGACGAGACGGCGCACGGCCGCCACGAGGCCGAACCGCUGGACUGGGGACUGUGUGGCGAAGGGGAAGAGCGGUCGACGGCCGCGUCCAAGUACGACGUGCAGGAAAGUGACAGCGACGCGGAGGGGCGUUCGGACGUUGUGCUGCUGGAGAAUGAGCUGCUGGGGGCACGUGCGGCGCGGCAGCCGCUGGACGCCGACGCGUUUCUGUUUGACGACAGCGGCGCCAGUCGAUUCGGAGCGGUGUGUGUGCGUAGCGGCCGCAGAGACAGCGACAGUGACAAUGGCACGGACGACGCCGAGUUCGUGGACGAAGAGCUGGCAGCGCGCGCGAGUCAGCAGGAGAAGGAGGAGAAGCGGAAGCGACGGGCGCAGAAGCUCGAAUUGAACCGGGACCUGUACGCGGAAAUGGCAGCGGCGAGACUCGCGGGGAUGCGCCAGGAAGCGCGGCACCCCAAGAAACGCGUCAGUCAUCGCCACAGUCGCUUGUCCACGAGCAGUGAGGCGAGUGAUGCCGAGAUGCUCGAUGUGGACCAGUCGAUGGGUGGCGCGGCCAAUGACGAGGCCGAUGUAGAGCUGCUGCACAUGCGUCAGCGCUGCAGUAGCCUUCGCAGUCUCGGCAGCGCAAAGAGUCAUGUGAAAAGCUUUGUUGGCAGCGAGAACGCAAGCAGUUGCGAGAUGAACGGAUGCGCGAGUGGGAACGAGGGGGAAGAAGAGUUGGCGAACGAAGUAUCGCUACCGGCCGUCGUGAGCACGACACCAGUGACUGAUGUGAAGAGUGUUGAAGCUGAUGGUGCAGAAGCCGCGAUUGCAGAGGCAGAAGAGCUGCGCCAGUUGAAGAGGAAGGACCGCGCAGAACGCCGGGCGAAGAAGCGUAUGAUGAUGAAGCACAAGGAAGAAGAAGAAGAAGAAGAAGAAAAACGCGUGGCGCUAGAAGCAGCCGAGCUCGCACGAGCUCACCGUGAAGAGCAGCGAGCUCGCGAGGAGGCAAAGGCGCUUGAGGAGCACAUGAAGCGUGACAAGAAAGAACGCAGGGAGAGGAAGGAGAAACGAAAGCACGAGAAUGGCAAGAAGUACCAGGCCGAGGCUGAGCGUCGGAAGGUAGCAGAACAAAAGCGUGCGGAAGAGGAACGGCUUGAGCGUGAACGCAAGGCGAAGAAGGAGAAGAAGAAGUUGAAAAAGAAGGAAAAGUACACUUCGCCCUCGGAACGCAUUCAUCGAAAGGGUGAGCGAAGUGUCGAGCGUACCGAAGAGUCUGCUCCUGCUACACAGCACGCUGAAGCUGAGGUUACGAACGCUUUGGUAGCUGUGGAAGACGAGGCAAAGACGAAAGCGCGCCAGCAGCUGCUUGCGGCUACGGAGCCCGCGUUGACACCUUCAACUCCGUCGCCUGUGCAGACAGAGGUUGUUUCGCUGCGGCAAGUUCUGCCCGCACCUGCAGUGUUGCCCGCUUCUGCUUUAUCUCCUGCUGGUGGAAAGGAUUCUGUUAGCGCUCCUACGGUUACCGGUGAAGGUGCGGCCGCUGCAGCGGGGUCAGUGGCGAUGCCCACGUAUCACAUGUCGCCACCUCCGUUCGUGCCAUCGUACCUCCAUGGUCCACAGAGCAUGCCCGCGUACGGUUUGGCAGCCACGUUUGGUGCCUAUCCUCCGUUUUACGCGGCUCCGUAUAGCUACGGAAGACCGGUGGGGCUGCAGCCUGCGUUGAUGCGUCCGAACAUGGGAUUUGUGGCCGGACUGAGUGCAAUGAAUUCGUUUGGCACAGCUGCUGGUCCGAUGCCAGGACCAUCUUUCCAGGAUCCGCCUGAGCGCAUGAUCGGUCCGCAGCUGCCCACGUCGGAAGGGUGCUCCGCGGCAGCCUCAUCAGCAGGCGCGUGUACACCUGCUCUUUUGGUCUCGUCCAUUGGGAAGUCAUCCGGUCCUAAGCUGAUCAACCUGCCAGAGCUGCCGGAUGUGGUGGAGUUUUAG
This is a messenger RNA of Hyaloperonospora brassicae, 2685 nucleotides long. Lineage: Eukaryota; Oomycota; Peronosporomycetes; Peronosporales; Peronosporaceae. The record is from the annotation of a GenBank genome assembly.